AUGCCUCUCGUUGUUCCCGGCAUCAACUCCGACAUGGGCGAUAAGUCCGAGUGGGUCAACAAGCUGAUGGGCAAGAAGCUUAGCGACACAAGUAAUGAGGUGUCCUUCGCAAAGAAGGACCUACCCGAAACUCACCGCGUCGUGAAGCCUGGUGACAUGCAGACCAUGGACCACCGCCCCGAGAGACUCAAUGUUCAUGUUGAUGAGGAUGGAACUGUUCGAAAUGUGACCUACGGCUAG
Molecule: messenger RNA, 240 nt
Organism: Penicillium waksmanii
Lineage: Eukaryota; Fungi; Ascomycota; Eurotiomycetes; Eurotiales; Aspergillaceae
Exons: 3
Coding region: 1-240 (79 amino acids)
Source: RefSeq, a predicted model, not a curated record